Messenger RNA from Xenopus laevis (African clawed frog), 1487 nucleotides. RefSeq names its product hematopoietic SH2 domain-containing protein (gene hsh2d.L). The record is from RefSeq and is a predicted model, not a curated record. The transcript has 7 exons. The coding region runs from base 209 to 1306 and encodes 365 amino acids. Lineage: Eukaryota; Metazoa; Chordata; Amphibia; Anura; Pipidae.
UGGAAAGACUCACCUCCCCACCUGCUCCUCCUUCUCCAAAGUGAGUCAUCACAAACAGAAAUCAGACGUGCACUACUCGUUUUACACAGUGGAGAAAAGAAACCUGCCUUUGGAAACGGCACUGUGACUGAUGCCUGUCUCACCUGUCUCAAGCUUGUGAUUUGCCAAGUGAUUUUGGGUAGAUGGAGUCGACACGACCAUCUGUAAAAUGGUUUACAGAAACACAAUCAGACUGGUUUCUUCAAAAAGGGAUUCCCGAGUGGUUUCAUGGCAUCAUUACAAGAAAGUUCCCGAUAAUCAAACGAUGAUCCUGGCACCCACUCAUGGGUCCGAGGCGAAGCUACUCAUCUCAAAAUUAAGUGAUGCAGAAGAUUUACUAAAAAAUAAGAUUCCUGGGUGCUUUCUCAUAAGAGUCGGUGAAAGUCGAAUUGGAUACAGUUUGUCUUACAAAUCUCCAGACCGGUGCAGACAUUUUAUGAUUGAUGUACUAAAUGGCCAAAAUUGCAAUAUGGCUGGAGAUUUAAGAAUUCACGGGACACUAGAAGAUUUAGUGAAGUUUUAUUCAAUGAAUCCUAUUUGUCCAUACAACGAACUUUUAACACAUCCUUGUGGGCAGAAAACAAACGCUACUGCCGAUUAUCAAGAAUUAUUUCGGCACUAUGACAAUCAGGUUGCAAACGUAGAAUCAGCUGACAAUGAUGAGCGCUACAUCGCUUUUCCAAUAUCUGAAGCAAAUCUGAACUCCAGAGGGGCAGCGGAACCACCAGGAAAUGCACCGGAGCAGGCAUGCCCACCUGUGCCACCCAGAAGAUUAAAGGCUUCAGGCAGCCACCCAGAAUUACCUCACUUGCCAUCUCCCAUGCCAUAUGAUUUAGUUUAUGUGACACCAAGUAAGAAUGGUCAUGGCCACAUACCUUUGAAGUCGGGCAGUGCGGAUUCGCUAGUUCUCCAAACCAGAAGAAAUGAUUCAGCCACAGCCCACAAUGGAGCAGAUACAUGUUUUGAACAGAACAAAAGCUGUGCAAUCGGUGGAGACCAACAAACCAACGCAUUGCCUAAGCCAGUCAAAGGCCAGCGCAACGUAAUGAAAAAGGCAGUGGCACUGGUGACUGAUGGACAGAUUGCACAAGAAGUCAAGUCACUAGAAAAUGUAGUGGCAACGCGUAUGAAAAAUCUAAAAGUCAAUUUGGGAUUCUCAGGGCAAACUGAACUGCAAAAUGUGAACAAAAAUAUUAAGCAAAACUCAAGAAGUAUCAUUCAAGAGGAAUAUAAAAAGCCUCCACCUUUUGCUCCAGGAUUCAACUGAAUAGACGUUUUUACAAGAUACAAGCUCAGACUUUUAUAAUAGGUUUUAAAGGAAUUGUUCAGUGGUGUAAAAAUAAAAACUGGGUAAAUAGAUGGGCUGUGCAAAAUAUAAUAUGUUUCUUAUAUAGUUAGCUAGCCAAAAAUGUAAUGUAUAAAAGCUGGAGUGACUGGAUGUCUAACAU